AUGCUCUUCUUAUAUAUCAUAUCUCGCUUUGAAUCGCUUGAUGGAGACACUGUCAGCAUCCCGUACUCCACAUUUAUGAAUGAGUACCUUCUCUCUGGAAGAGUCAAAGAAAUGAGGAUAUCCAGAACUGGAAGCGUGACGUUCAUGCUCAAAGAAAGUACAUUUCUUCAUUCUUGUUUCACACUAGCACAAACGAAAGUCGACCCUAAAAAAACAAAAAAGAGAGAGCCCCAGAACAAGAUCUACCGGUUCAAAGUUCAUGAUAUCAAUCUCUUCCUGCAGACCAUCGAAGAAGUUCAAGCUUCUGCAGGCAAAACGCGCCAAGAAUUCAUUCCGAUUGGCUACACGUUCAACAUUUUAACACCAGGAGAGUCGAGUCUUCUCUUCUCUCUCUUCACCAUUGGAAUCUUUUUGCUUUUGGUUCGAAGAUCCGGAGCCUCCACGCGCGAGAUUUUAAGUCUCGGAUCCAACAAAGUCGAAAUCGUCAAGAACACGGGAGUUACGUUCAAAGAUGUCGCGGGAAUCGAUGAGGCGAAGCAGGAAAUCAUGGAAUUCAUCGACUUCCUCAAGAACGGAGACAAAUACGCCGCUCUCGGCGCGAAACUCCCCAAAGGAGCGAUUUUGUCGGGUCCUCCAGGAACGGGUAAAACGUUGCUGGCGAAAGCGGCGGCAGGCGAAGCAAACGUUCCGUUUUUGAGUAUCAGCGGUUCGGAUUUCGUGGAAGUGUUUGCGGGAUUGGGAGCGAAGCGAGUGCGCGAAUUGUUCGCGGAGGCGCGGAAGAACGCGCCGUGCAUCGUGUUUAUCGACGAGAUCGACGCGGUGGGGAAGAAGCGAGGCGAAGGCUUCUCGGGGUCGAACGACGAGCGCGAGCAGACGUUGAAUCAGAUUCUGAUCGAAAUGGACGGCUUCAAGCCGCGCGACGGCAUCACGAUCUUCGCCGGAACCAACCGAAUGGACAUUCUGGACCCCGCGCUGCUUCGCGCCGGUCGCUUUGACCGCCACAUCGCAGUGGACAAACCCGACCUGGAGGGUCGCAAGCAGAUCUCCAAGAUUUAUCUGUCGAAAGUGGUGCUGGACGGGGACACCGACGAAAUGGCGCAGCAGCUCGCAGAAUUGACGCCGGGGUACACAGGCGCGGAUAUCAACAACAUCGUGAACGAGGCGGCGAUCAUCGCCAUCCGCAACAAACACGAGAAAGUGCAGCUCACCGAUCUGAUCUCUGCGGUCGAUCGCGUGCUCUGCGGCAUGGAGAAGAAGCACAACCUCAUGACCCCCGAGGAGAAGCGGAGAAUCGCGUAUCACGAAGCAGGACACGCGAUGAUUGGCUGGUUCAGCGAUCACGUGGACCCCAUGCUCAAAGUCACGAUCGUGCCUCAUUCGAACGGCGCGCUGGGCUUCACGCAGAGCCUCCCUAAGGAGAUACCGCUCUAUUCGCAAGAGGAACUCCGCGAGAUGAUCGUGCAGCUGAUGGGCGGCCGCGCCGCGGAGAAACUAUUCUGCGGAAGCAUGACGACCGGCGCGUCGGACGAUCUGAACAAGGCCACGAAGCUGGCGACGGAUAUGGUGACGGGCUAUGGCUUCGACGAGACGGUGGGACCGGUGAAUUAUCAGCAGAUGGGAGAGAGCUUCCAGAAGCCGUUCAGUGAGGCGACGGGGCGGGAGAUUGACUUCGCGACGCAGAGGAUUUUGACGCAGUCGAUGAAGCAAGCGCUGGAAAUGCUGGAGACAAACAGAGAGAAUAUGGAGAAAGUGGCGGAGAGAUUGUUGAAGAAGGAGACGAUAACGUCGGUGGACAUGGAGGAGAUUUGUGGACCGAGGAGGGGAAGAUCGCCGAAGCAAUACUCGGACAUUAUUCGUAGUUUGAAUCCAGAAAAGUGA
Molecule: messenger RNA, 1878 nt
Organism: Blastocystis hominis
Lineage: Eukaryota; Bigyra; Opalinata; Blastocystidae
Product: m-AAA (Yta10)
Exons: 4
Coding region: 1-1878 (625 amino acids)
Biological process (GO): protein-containing complex assembly; mitochondrial protein processing
Cellular component (GO): m-AAA complex; membrane
Molecular function (GO): metalloendopeptidase activity; ATP-dependent peptidase activity; ATP hydrolysis activity
Source: RefSeq, a predicted model, not a curated record